AUGCUGGAUCUACUUUCUUCCGCGACGUUGAAUAUGCCCCUUCAGUCCGGUAUUUUCGGCGGUCAGCCCUCCUCGGCUUCUUCACCGUUCGAUCCUUCAUUCGACAAUUCGGAUCUCACAGCCGGCAAUGCCACAUCCGUGUUCAACCUAACGGCCAUCCGCCUGCACAACCGGCCCGCAUUUUUCCUCGCGCAGACCGUCAUUAACGCCACGCUCUCCCCUGCCUCCUCGCUUCACCCGCUCGCGACAACGAUCAUUGACGCCGCGUCGCCCCUUCUGGACGGCAUUCUUCGUCAAUAUCUGCACAACGAUUUUUUCGCGGGAAGCCUAUGGCUCGUGGCGCUCGGGUUCAUCAGCCGAACCCUAAUGACCUACCUGCAGGUUCUAUGGAGCUACGUAAUUCGGCGCGGGAAUGUCACCAUCAGCAUUUCUCCCGAAAGCCAGGCAUUCCAGUGGGUGGAGGAGUGGCUCGACUCGCACAAGGAGUUAAAGCCAUCGGAAUACUCCCUGCAGAUUAACUGGAAUGACGAUGACGGCGCGGAUUCAUCCCGUGACAAGCCUGAGCUUCGCUUCAUGCCCAAGCUUAAAGCUGCCCAGCACAUCACCUUCAGGGGGUCGAAAGUUUUCUUUCAAACAAAAAACAGCCCCGGCCAGCUUGACAGCGAAGCAGAAUUCUCGGAGCUCAUCCGUUCAAUAAAUCAGGAGGAGCUGGUGAUUGAAGCUCCCAGCAAGGCCGUGCUACAGGCGGUGCUGCAGUCCGCUACAGAUGCCGCCAUGGCGAAACUCAAGGCAGAGAAGCUGACAGCCAUCCAGCGCUGGAACUGCCGGCAGUUCUGCUGGCGGUGGUCUGCGAACAAGCAGGUCCGUCCGAUGUCCAGCGUGGUCCUGGAUUGCGACACGUCAGCGCUGCUGGAGGACGCUCGGCAGUUUCUGGCGGGCGCCAAGUGGUAUGCGGAGCGCGGCAUUCCCCACCGGCGGGGGUAUCUGUUCCACGGGCCCCCGGGGUGCGGCAAGACGUCGCUCAUCCAGGCCAUGGCGGGCGAGCUGGGGCUGGGCGUCGCUGUCAUCAGCCUUGCCUCCUCCGGCAUGAGCGAUGACUCGCUGCACACGGCACUGACCAACUGCGACCAGUGCAACCUGGUGGUGCUGGAGGACAUCGACGCCGCCUUCACUGCAGCCCGCUCCAAGGCGGACGGCAGCUGUGCGGACAGCCUGUCCUUCUCGGGGCUGCUGAACGCGCUGGACGGCAUCGCAGCGCAGGAGAGGCGCAUCCUCGUCAUGACCACCAACCACAUCGACCGCCUCGACCCCGCCCUCAUCCGCCCCGGCCGCAUCGACUUCCGCCUGCUGCUCGACCACGCCUCCUCCGCGCAGCUCGCCCGCCUCUUCCUCCGCUUCUUCCCCGACUCGCCUGCUUCUGAUGCUGACGGGUUUGCGGCGCUGUUUCGCGAGCGGGCGGUGAGUCCGGCAUCGGUGCAGGGCUUCCUGCUGCUGCAUAAGGACAAUGCUGCUGCUGCGCUAGCUGCUGCUCCUGCGUUUUCCAAGGAGAGUGCUGCGCUUGCUCCCGCUGCGCGCCGAUACGUGCCGAUCGCAGCCACAGCGCCAGCAGCGGUUUCCGCGUCCGCCGCCUUCCGCCAGUCGGCGCAGCCCGCCUUGCGCCAGCGAGGGGGGAGGCGCGGGAUGUCAGCGGUAGCGGCGCAGGCUGUGCGCGGAGAAGGCGUGGUGGGCCUCACCGUCCCGGGGAACGCCGUCCUGCCCUCGGUGUCCGUCUCCUUCGACCCCUCCUCUCCGCCGCUUUCCCUCCCCUCCGACCUGCUACUCCUCGCCGUCUUCGACUCCGCCCUCUCCCGCGACGACACGUCAGCAGCUAAUUUUACUGGCUUCGCUGCUGACGCGCCAGGCGGUGCUGAGCUGGCGUCUCUCGAUGCCACGCUGUCAGGCGCCCUCGCUGAGCUGGCAUCCGACCCGGACUUCAGAGCGAAACCCGGGCAGGUGUCGCAAGUCCUCCGCGUUCCCGGGCAGCCGUUCAAAAGAAUCGCGCUGCUGGGGCUGGGCAAGCCGGAUGUGCUUUUAAAGGGGGAGGCCGGCUCGUGGCAGGGGGUAGGCUCCGCUAUAGCGAGCGCCGCUAAAACGAAUCAAGCCAGCAAGGUAUCCCUCGCGUUCCUGGGCAAACCGGAGGCGGCGGAGGGGCAGGAAAUUAAAGCCGGGAGCGCGGUUCGGGGGAUAGUCACGGGCGCCAUAGUAGGCAGCUUCGAGGAUGUUCGGUUUAAAUCGGAAGAAAAGGAGAAGGCGAAGGCAGAGAGGGGUGUGAAGGAGUUGCAAGUGGUGGGGCUGGGUGACGCGGAGUCCCUCCAGAGGGACGUGUUCGAGGCGGAGAGGCUGGCGGCGGGAAUCAUCCUCACCAAGCAGCUCGUCAACGCGCCGCCCAAUGUGCUCACGCCAGCUGUCCUCGCUGACGUGGCGGUGAACCUGACUGCCGCCCACGCGGACGUGCUGAGCGCGCGCGUGCUGGAAAAGGACGAAUGUGCCGCCCUGGGCAUGGGGUCGUACCUGGCAGUGGCGGAGGCAUCAGCGGCAGACAACCCGCCCAAGUUCAUCCACGUCACGUACACACCGCCUGCUGCUGGGAAUGGCGAGGGGGGCGAGGAGAAGCCGCUGAAGAAACUGGCUCUGAUCGGCAAGGGACUCACCUUUGACAGUGGCGGGUACAACCUGAAGGCGGGGCCGGGGUCAAUGAUUCACCUCAUGAAGUUUGACAUGGGCGGCGCUGCUGCUGUGCUGGGCGCUGCCAAGGCCAUCGCUGCCAUCCAGCCGCCCGGGGUCCAGGUGCAUUUCAUCAUAGCAGCGUGUGAGAACAUGGUCAGUGGAGGAGGCUUGAAGCCUGGCGACAUCAUCACCGCCUCCAACGGCAAAACCAUUGAGGUGAACAACACGGACGCGGAGGGGCGGCUGACACUGGCGGAUGCGCUGCUGUACGCGCAGCAGCAGGGCGUGGAGAAGAUGGUUGAUGUCGCCACCCUCACUGGCGCCUGCAUCAUCGCCCUCGGGAAUGACAUCGCUGGUCUGUUCACCCCGAACGAUGAGCUGUCAGCAGAACUGGAAGCUUCUUCCAAGGUGUGUGGCGACAAGGUGUGGCGCAUGCCCAUGGAGGAGGCGUACUGGGAGGGCAUGCGCAGCAAGCAUGCCGACAUGCUCAACACUGGCGGCCGCGAGGGCGGCUCCAUCACUGCCGCGCUCUUCCUCAAGCAGUUUGUGGCGGAGGGGCUGCCAUGGGCGCAUCUGGACAUUGCAGGGCCGGUGUGGAGUGAGAAGAAGGGCGGCGGCACUGGCUUCGGCGCCAGCCUGCUCUACCACUGGCUCUCUAGUCUUUUCAACACUUUCGUAGUUGCGUUUCAUAGAGUGCCUGCCAUGUCGCCGAUCGAACGGCUGUCAGACGAUCUUCUCGCCACUAUCCUAGAUCUUGUCGCACGAUCCGACGGCAAGUUCCAGCACGCGGUUGUUUGCAAGAAAUGGUAUUGCAUUGCCCGUCUCCUGCACGAACUUAUCCAGAUUCGCGAAAGGCGUCGCAUGCGUCCUCACGAGCUGCACCUCUCGUCAUUCCCAAGGCUGCGAAAGCUCGUCCUCGCCGUCGGGAGCGUCACGUCCGUUCCCGACUUUCUCCUCUCGCGGAUUGCCGACACGUGUCCAAAUCUGACGGACCUCCACAUCGAUACGAUGAAACGACGUUACAGACGCGGCGGGGGCUUCACGGAAUCCGGACUUUCUUCUCUUUUUGAAAAAUGCACGCGUUUGGAGAACCUUGUACUCUUCUGUCAGUCGAAGUUAGCCGCCAUCCCUCCGUCAAUCGGCGGCCUUGUUACACUCAAGAGCCUACACAUCAUCGACGGCCCUCGCCUCCCAGACGCGUUUACAUCGUUACAGGCACUCGAGCAUCUCACGGCGAGUGAAAUGUACGGCCUGGAUCAGCUGCCUCAGAAUUUCGGGAAUUUGGGGCUGCUGAAAUCGCUGCAGCUGAACGGCUGCAUGCGUCUCAGAUCCUUUCCCGAGUCUUUCGGGCAGCUCGCCAACUUGACGCAUCUUUCCAUCGGCGGCUCCGCAUUUCUUCAGCUGCCCGAAUCCAUCUCCGACCUGUCGUCGCUGCUGGCCCUCGAGAUUCUGUGCUGCGAGUACCUUUCACCCCUGCCGGAGAGUAUCGGAGACCUGCCGGCGCUUGAAACCCUACGACUGGAGGCGGUGGGGGGGAUCACAAACCUGCCCGCGAGCCUUGGAAACCUGCAGCGGUUGCGGCUCCUGUCCGUGAUCGGCUGCGAAGAUAUAACCUCCUUGCCUGACUCCCUCGCGCAUCUGCCGUCCCUCACGGACCUCACACUGCUCGACCUGACGCUCGACAUUCUGCCUCACGGCAUCGGUCGAUUGCCGCACCUGCGCACGCUCAGCCUGGACGUUGGUGAUCUCUUCGACUUGCCUCGAUCUGUAUGCCAUGCAUCCGCACUGAAGGAGCUCUCCCUUGAGAAUUCAUCCGCCCCACAAUUUCUGCCCGAGGAUCUCGGGCAGUUGAUUGCCCUAGAGUCCCUGAGCCUGAGUAAGCUUUCGCAACUCACCAGCCUGCCCGCAUCGCUUGGCAACCUCGCAAGCCUCAAGGAGCUGAAAAUAUCUGAAUGCGGCCAACUGGCGCAGCUUCCUGACUCCAUCAGUCGCCUAUCUUCCCUGGAUCUGUUGGAAAUCAUUUACUGCUGCAAGCUGACAGAGUUACCACAAGGCAUGGGGGAUGGUCUGCAUAGCCUGCGCGAACUGAUUCUGCUCGCAUGCACGGCUCUCACCCGCCUCCCUCCAUCCCUCUCCAGUCUCUCCUCCCUCGAAACCCUAAAAAUCCGUGAUGCACUUAACGUUCGCGGCGCCCUGCCAGGCGGUUUUGCUCGCUCCACAAACCUCAAGAAGCUCUCUCUCUCCUCCCUGCCGCACCUGACCGCCCUGCCCGCCUCCCUCCCUGCCACCGCCCGCAACCUCACCAAACUCGUGCUGCUCAGCUGCCAGCGAAUCACGGCGCUGCCAUCGGAGAUCGGACGGCUGGAAGGGCUCGAGAAGCUGAGGAUCUCAAACCUACCUGACUUGAAGUCGCUCCCUUGCUCGCUGUGUCAGCUGCAGCGGUUGAAAUCGCUGGAAGUGAGUUUCUGCAGCUCGCUGCACUCGCUGUUUGGGGAUGAACACCUGGGAGCGGCCGGGCAUGACCUUGAGGGGAGAAGCACCCUCCUCAGCUGCGGGGGAUCCAAGGAGAGUGGUGAAUCUGUGUUCUUUCCAUCCCUUGAGGUCCUCAAGCUUACAGCCCUUCCACUGCAGCGGCUCGGUGCAUCGCUGGGCUCCUUCCUGUCUCUAACCAAGCUGGAAAUUUUCGAAAUGCAUCGCCUCACCUCGCUCCCAGACUCCAUCGCUCACCUCUCUCGCUUGCAAUCACUCACAGUUAGUCAUGCCAAAGGCUUGCUAGCUCUGCCGGAAACACUAGGGAGGCUGUCAGCGCUCACAACCCUUCAACUCGACAAUCUCCUGAGCCUGACUGAGCUGCCCGAGUCAGUCGGGCAGCUGAAGAUGCUUCAGUAUCUGAAAAUACAUGACAGUUCGGCCCUUACCAGGCUUCCUGAGUCCUUCCCUUAUCUGCGCAGACUGAAGGUGUGCUGUUUCUCCAGAACCGGAAUCUUGUGUCUUCCAACUGAAUUCUGCAAGCUCUCUUCUCUGGAGGAGUUGAACCUGUGCAAGUGCGAGCAACUGGCCGUGCUACCUACGGGCCUGCAGCAUAUGGGGAAGCUCCAGGAGUGCAUUGUCACUCAGUGCCCGCUCCUCUCGGCACGGCAUAUGAUGGUGAUAUACGGUUCAGCGAACCUGGACGAGGAAGAGCGAGUGUUGGGUGGCUCCGAGCAGGAACAUGAGGGGAUGGAGGAGAUAGGGGAGGAAGACGCGGGGAGUGAAGAGGAGGGAGAGGGAAGCGAAGGGGAAGGGAGUGAAAGGGAGAGGGGAGUGGGAAGCGAAGGGGAGGGGAGUGAAGGGGAGAGGGGAGGUAGCACCUACACGCCGCUUGCUGCUACCAUGGAUGGUGUGGACGGUGCUGCUGGUGAACGGGUAGAGGAGAAGCUGCUGAGGAAGCUGUUUCGGCAAGGGACUCAAAUCUGGCAGUGGCGGGUACAACCUCAAGGCGGGCCCGGGCUCGAUGAUUCACCUCAUGAAGUAGGUGGGUGCAGCGCCCCUCCUUAA
Messenger RNA from Closterium sp. Yama58-4, 6243 nucleotides. Lineage: Eukaryota; Viridiplantae; Streptophyta; Zygnematophyceae; Desmidiales; Closteriaceae. The record is from the annotation of a GenBank genome assembly.